Molecule: messenger RNA, 1081 nt
Organism: Astyanax mexicanus (Mexican tetra)
Lineage: Eukaryota; Metazoa; Chordata; Actinopteri; Characiformes; Acestrorhamphidae
Gene: nts
Product: neurotensin
Exons: 4
Coding region: 299-784 (161 amino acids)
Cellular component (GO): extracellular region
Molecular function (GO): neuropeptide hormone activity
Source: RefSeq, a predicted model, not a curated record
GGUGUAAUGAAGCAGCCCCUGUGACAUCACUCCAGUGCUUAUAUACUGGGGGAAUGGAGCCCAUCAGUCCUCAGAACAAGCCGAGAGAACGCAGAGCGACAGGCUGGAUAAGAAACCAAGACCAGGGACCACUUUCUCUCCCAACUCCCAUCUCCAUCUCUCUUUCUCUUUCCCUCACUCUUUCUCUGUCUCCAUCAUCCUACUUCACUCUCUCCACUCUUUCUCUCCCUUCUUGACCUUUAGCCUUAUGGACUCGGGCCUAGCCUAAACUUGUAAGGUCUGCAGGAUUGUUAGCAAGAUGCAGGUGACCAAGAUGCAGUUAACCAGUGUGGUGCUCCUCUGUUUGAUCUGCAGCGGAUUCAGCUCAGAUGUUGAUGAAGCAAAGGAUGCCAUGGAGGAGGAGAUGCUGAGCAGUCUCUACACCUCAGAGGUAAAGCAGAGCAGACACAGCGCCCCCCUGUGGCAGCUGCCUCUGCAGAACAUGUGCAGGAUGCUGGGGAGCAUCAGUGAGUCCUGGCAGGACUGGACCGCUGAGGAGAUUCAAACGGCCUACGAGCAGAGACUGAGCACGGCCCUCAGCCAGACCCUGCAGGACCUGUACAACCUCCAGUCCCUCUGCAGAAUACUGCACCCUCGAGAGCUUCACUAUGGAGAAGAAUACUUGGAACUGGAUCAGGACAGCGAGAACCCGCUGAAAAGAAAAUCUCCGUACAUUCUAAAGAGGCAGCUGCACACCAACAAAGCCAGGAGACCGUACAUUCUGAAGCGAAGCUCAUUUUACUGACCCGUAUAUCCACUAAUAAAAUAAAAGACAGUUUACACUCUGAGAAUACAGUAUGUGGCUAUUUUCACUAAGACCAUCAGUAAUAGAGCAUUUCUGUUCUACAUUUUUUGCUUUUGCUUUAGCACUUUGUCCCUCCAAAUACCUGCCCCAUGCUAUCUUUUGUUAAGGGACAGUCUAUGUAAAUAAAAUCAGCAAGCAAAUACUGUAUACUGUUUCUUUGAAAGAUUAUUAUUUUUGUUCAAUGUAUAUUUCUUUUUAUUCUGAUGUAAUUAAAUGACACGUCUUUCAACUAUUCAA